GAUGCAGAGGCCUCCAUGGCUGUGAUAAGCCUGCUGUUCUUGGCAGUUAUGUAUGUUGUUCACCACCCCUUGAUGGUCAGUGACCGGAUGGACCUGGACACUCUGGCCAGAAGUCGGCAGCUGGAGAAGCGAAUGAGUGAGGAGAUGCGCCAGUUAGAGACAGAGUUUGAAGAGAGAAAGCGAGCAGCUGAGCAGAAGCAGAAAGCAGAGAACUUAUGGAGAGGAGACACAUCUGGUGACCAGUUAGUGCUAGGGAAGAAAGACAUGGGGUGGCCGUUCCAGGCUGACAGCCAGGAGGGGCCUCUGGGAUGGAUGCUAGGAAACCUGUGGAAUGCAGGCCUCUUUUGCCUUUUUCUCGUCUUCGAGAUCCUGCGACAGAACAUGCAGCAUGAGCCGGCCUUUGAGUCCAGCAGUGAUGAAGAGGAGGAGGAAGUCCGUGUUGUGCCUGUCACCUCUUACAACUGGCUCAGUGACUUCCCCUCCCAGGAGGCCCUGGACUCCUUUUACAGACACUAUGUCCAAAAUGCCAUCCGUGACUUGCCUUGCACCUGUGAAUUUGUGGAGAGCUUUGUGGAUGAUCUCAUUGAGGCCUGUCGGGUGCUCAGUCGCCAGGAGACUCACCCACAGUUGGAGGACUGCCUGGGCAUCGGGGCUGCCUUUGAGAAAUGGGGAACCCUCCACGAGACCCAGAAAUUUGAUAUCCUCGUGCCCAUUGUCCCCCCGCAGGGCACUAUGUUUGUCCUGGAGAUGAGGGAUCCGGCCCUAGGCCGCCGCUGUGGCUGUGUGCUGGUGGAGUCAGAAUGUGUGUGCAAACGUGAGAAACUCCUAGGAGACGUGCUGUGCUUGGUGCACCACCACAAGGUGUUGGGGAAGUGUAGCAGCUCCAUCAAGGCAGCUCUUUGCACCGGCUCUCACCUGGAUGUGUGCAAGACCAUGCAGUGGUUCCGAAACAUGGUGGGCAAUGCCUGGACCCUUGUGGCCCACAAGUAUGACUUCAAGCUCAGUCUUCCACCAUCUACCACCACCUGCAAGCUCAGGCUGGACUAUCGCUCAGGCCGCUUUCUCUCAAUCCACUUGAUCCUUGGGGUCCAACGGGAGGACACCUUGGUCUACCUGGUGAGUCAGGCCCCUGACCAGGAACAGCUCACCAGUAUGGACUGGCCUGAGUCCUUUGCAGCCUGUGAGCACUUGUUUCUGAAGCUGGUAGGACGUUUUGCCCCCGAGAACACCUGUCACCUCAAGUGCCUCCAGAUCAUUUUAAGUCUCCAGGAGCAUCAGAGCUUACCCCAUGGGGCAUCUCGCCCCAUUCUCACCUCUUACCACUUCAAAACAGCCCUCAUGCACCUGUUGCUAAGGCUGCCUCUAACAGACUGGCAGCACAACAUGCUCUGUCAGCGGCUCCAGGACAUUCUUUGGUUCUUGGGCCGUGGCCUCCAGCAAAGGUCUCUUCAUCAUUUCCUCAUUGGUAACGCCUUCCUGCCCCUGACCAUCCCCAUCCCUAAGACAUUUCGGAAUGCUGAGCCUGUCAAUCUCUUCCAGCACCUGGUGCUGAACCCCAUGGCACAUUCACAGGCAGUGGAAGAGUUCCACAACCUUCUGACCCAGGUGAAAACUCUGCCCUGUGCCCCAUUGGUUGGGGCACCUUAA
Molecule: messenger RNA, 1647 nt
Organism: Cynocephalus volans (Philippine flying lemur)
Lineage: Eukaryota; Metazoa; Chordata; Mammalia; Dermoptera; Cynocephalidae
Gene: ITPRIPL1
Product: ITPRIP like 1
Exons: 1
Coding region: 16-1647 (543 amino acids)
Cellular component (GO): membrane
Source: RefSeq, a predicted model, not a curated record